AUGAUGAAAAUCAUUAGCCACACCAUUUCCUUGGCGCCCAGGUGCGCCAGGACACCUGUACACCGACACGAUCUUGGCUGGUGUUUCGUCCUCUCGCUCCGAGCUGCUGCAUCAGGGGGCCAGGGAAGGCAACCUGAGCUGCCCCGGGGAAGAACACCUGAGUCUCGCCAAGGAUUGUCCGCUUCUCCUGCAGCCUUUGAGUCGUUUCGACGGCACCGUCCGACCAGACGGCUUGGCAACCUGCCUCUUGGGUCUAAAUACCAGUCGCCGCCGGCCUCAGUGGCUGAGAACACCCUGCUUUCCUCUGGAAGGCGGAGCCCGCUGGCUGCAGCGAAGCUCGCUGCAGAAGGAGGAGGGCGCGAUGGUCCAAAGGCCCGGCGUCCAAAGGGCUACCUCCCAAGUGCCACCGAGAGGUUAACGAUUGGCGGGAUCGUGGCUGCUGCUAUUGACCCAACACUUUCCAUUGAGAGAGAAAACGAGCGAGAGAGGCGAGGAGGAGAAGGAGGAGGAGAAAAGGGCGAUCGUCCCCCGCCAAAGGCACGCAGAGGCGGCGAUGGGCCGCCACGAGUCCAUCGCGGUGGGCAGGCUGGUGCCGCUGUCGGCCGACGAGAUGGAGAUGCAGCUCUUGGUGGCGGGCCAGGCGGCGAUCGAGACGUCGAGGGCGGCGGCGGCGGCGGGGUCGGCCUCCAAGGGCUUGGUGUCGGCUUGGGAGGACGAGGCAGCGGGGGUGGCAGCCGUGCUGGGUCCCCUCACCGCCGCUCAGUGACCGGGCGCGGGAGGAGUAAAGCCAGCUGGAGAGGCGCCCAUUGGAGCGAGCGGCCAGCCAUGGACAAUAGCGGCCAGCAGCAGCAGCCCCCGACGGUUGCCAAGAGCCUGGCCGCUCCUCGGGGCAACAUGUUGGGCGCCACCAAGCCUCUGGCGUUCUCCAUCGAGCGGAUCAUGGCCAGGACGGCCCCGGAGCCCAAAGCCCUGCCGCUGCUGCCCCACUUCUUGCAAGGAGGAGCCCCCAAAGCCGGGGACCACGUCAAGCAGCAGCAGCAACAGGCGGCGGCGCUCAGCCUGGGGUCUUCCAUCCCGUGUAUGAUCCCGUUCGUGCCGCUGGCUUACGAGCCCUUACCCAAGGCGGGAUCGGAGCCCAGGAAGCCCCCUCUGGACGCGCCGCCCUCCUCCUCCUCCACCUCUUUGAGCUGCGCGCUGAACCUCAAGCCCCAGGCCGCCGACCUGCAGCCCCUGCAGCAGCACUACAAGCUGGUCCGGCCCCGCGUGGUCAACCACUCCUCUUUCCACGCCCUGGGCGCCCUGGGCUAUUUCAGCCGGGCGGCGGAUCCGUCGCCGCCACCGCCGUCGGGCCUGAGCCUCCACCCUUUGGCCUCGUACUUCCUCGGAUCGCCGCUGCCGGCGCCCUCGCCCGCCUUGCAAGCCCCGACGGCGCCCAAGGCCUACCUGGCCGAGAGGAACAAGCUGCAGGCCCUGCCGCCCGGUCCGGACAAGUACCCGCCGGCGGCCUUCAAGGAUUUGGCUCACGCCCAGCUGCACAGCGCCGCCGCCGCCGCCGCUGCAGCCGCCGCCGCCGCCGCCGCCCACCUCCUGGACGCCGACAAGUUGCCCUUCAAGGGCGUCGCGGCGGACUUCAGUCGCGGAUCGCCCAGCGCCAAGCCCAAAGUCUUCACCUGCGAAGUCUGCGGCAAGGUCUUCAACGCGCACUACAACUUAACGCGCCACAUGCCGGUGCACACGGGAGCCAGGCCCUUUGUCUGCAAAGUCUGCGGCAAGGGCUUCCGCCAAGCCAGCACCCUCUGCCGACACAAGAUCAUCCACACCCAGGAAAAGCCCCACAAGUGCAACCAGUGCGGGAAAGCGUUUAACCGGAGCUCCACUCUGAACACGCACACGCGGAUCCACGCCGGCUACAAGCCCUUUGUAUGCGAAUUUUGCGGGAAGGGCUUUCACCAAAAAGGAAACUACAAGAACCACAAACUGACGCACAGCGGCGAGAAGCAGUUUAAGUGCAAUAUUUGCAACAAAGCCUUUCACCAGGUGUACAACUUGACUUUCCACAUGCACACCCACAACGACAAGAAGCCCUUCACCUGCCCCACCUGCGGCAAAGGCUUUUGCAGGAACUUUGACCUCAAGAAACACGUCCGCAAACUGCACGACGGCAUCAACGGCGGCGGCGGCGGCUCAUCCUUAGGCUUGCCCCGAACCCCCGGCGAGCCGGAGCUGCCACCUCCCCCGCUCCUCCAUCACCCGUGA
Messenger RNA from Rhineura floridana, 2256 nucleotides. It is a transcript of the gene FEZF1, whose product is annotated as FEZ family zinc finger 1. Bases 1 to 2256 code for a protein of 751 amino acids. Gene Ontology annotation, molecular function: DNA-binding transcription factor activity, RNA polymerase II-specific; RNA polymerase II cis-regulatory region sequence-specific DNA binding. Gene Ontology annotation, biological process: regulation of transcription by RNA polymerase II. Lineage: Eukaryota; Metazoa; Chordata; Lepidosauria; Squamata; Rhineuridae. The transcript is spliced from 6 exons. The record is from RefSeq and is a predicted model, not a curated record.